Leptopilina boulardi is the source of this 2166-nucleotide messenger RNA. RefSeq names its product sodium/potassium/calcium exchanger 4-like. The transcript has 7 exons. NCBI's taxonomy places the organism in Eukaryota, Metazoa, Arthropoda, Insecta, Hymenoptera, Figitidae. Bases 280 to 1872 code for a protein of 530 amino acids. Gene Ontology annotation, biological process: calcium ion transmembrane transport; intracellular calcium ion homeostasis. Gene Ontology annotation, molecular function: calcium channel activity; calcium, potassium:sodium antiporter activity. The record is from RefSeq and is a predicted model, not a curated record. Gene Ontology annotation, cellular component: membrane.
UUAAGAUUUUCAAUUAAUAAUAUCUUUGGAAAUUCCGACAAUUGAUAUAAAAGUAGUUAAUAAAAAAAAAAAAAAUGACACUUUUACUUUCAAAUAAAUUUUGUUCCCAAAGAGGAAAAAGAAGACAGUUGAAUUCGAGACACUGUACGAAUAAGUUCGGAAAAUUUGUACCCGGUUCUUUUUUAAAAAAAAAAACAAAUUUAUUAAAUAAGAGUCAUUGUGAAAUAAUAAAUACAGUGAAAUAAACUUUUUAAGUACAUAUGAAUAGGUGAAGUCAUUAUGGAAAAAAGAUUCUACUUUUGUCAAUCAUUUAUGAUUUAUUUGCUGUUUUUAAUCACAAGUGUCAAGAGCAUUAAUAUUUCUCAUUCUCACAAUGAUGAUUAUUCACUGAAAAGUUCUUUCAAUGAAGUGGAAAAUUCAUCAUCAUUGAAUGAUAUUAUUGGGACAUUACGAAUAAUAACGACAAAUAAUAGUGACGGUAAUGGCACAGUGGAAUGUUCAGUUCGAUCGAUACAUGAUUUUCCUGAGGAUUUAUUUAAUCGUUAUGAAAGAAAGCAGGGUGCUGUUAUUUUUCAUAUAUUUUUUUGUUUCUAUUGCUUUUUGCUGACAGCAUUUAUUUGCAAUGAUUAUUUAUUGCCUGCUCUUGAUUGUAUUUGUGCUGAUUUAAAUAUCAGUGCUGAUGUUGCGGGAGCAACAUUUUUGGCAACGGCAAGUUGUUUUCCUGAAUUAUUUGUUAAUGUUGUCGGUACAUUUUUAACUGAAUCUGAUCUUGGAACUGGUGCAGUUGUUGGAAGUGCUGUUUUUAAUACUUUUGUUACACCGGCUUGUGGAGCUUUAUCAGCUGCCGAGGCAAUUCACUUGAAAUGGGGAAUAUUAACACGAGAUUGUAUUAUUUAUAUAAUCUCCGUGAGCAGCUUGGUAAUUAUCAUGUGGGAUGGAAUAGUAACAUGGUAUGAGGCAUCAAUACUUUUAUUAUUAUUCGCCGGAUAUUUUAGUAUUUUAUUCUUCAGCGGAAGAAUUUCAAGAUUAUUUACAAAUUUCGUGAAAAAACCAAAACUUUCAGGUGUUAAAACUGUAGAUACAAAGAAACAUGACGUUAUGCCUCACGGAACUUAUAAACCAUUCUUUCACGGAGAAUUAGUGAUUGAAUAUAGAAAUAGUUUAGUGAAAAAUAAUAAUUUCAAAGCAGCGGUUAAUGGAGAGAUCUCUAAUUUCAAAGAACCAUUGGAAGUGUACAUUGAACCUGAAACAAUCUUCACAUGGCCGAGAAGUUCAACAUUAGCAAAAUUUUGGUUUUUAUUCACAUGGCCAUUAAGGUUUAUUUUAUUUUUAACAAUUCCCGACACAAGAUAUCAUCGAUUUCGUAAUUGGUAUCCAGUGACAUUUAUAAUGUGCGUAAUAUGGAUUGCUGUAGCUUCAUAUUUAGUUUCCUGGAUGACAACCGUUGUUGGCGAUACAUUAGGAAUCCCCGAUUCCGUUAUGGGAAUAACAUUUUUAUCUGCUGGCGGGAAUAUGCCGGAACUUGUGUCCAUUGUCAUUCUCUCGAAACGAAAUCAUGGAGACAUGGCAAUGAGUAAUACAAUAGGAGCAAACACAUUAGAUAUUCUUUUCUGUCUGGGACUGCCCUGGACAAUAAAAGUGAUAUUAAGUGGGAAAGAUGUACAAAUUCAAAGCAGUGCCAUUGCUUAUAGUGUUUUAGCAAUAAUAAUAUGUGUCGUAGGUUUUUACGCUGUCACCGCUUACUACGGAUUUAAAUUAAAUAAAAAAGUGGGUCUCGCAUGUCUCGUCAUGUACACCUUAUUUUUAAUCUUUGCCAUUCUUUUAGAAUUGAAUACUUUCUUCUUUGUGAAUCGGCCAAUGUGUGACGAUUAAUAAUAAUUAAUUAGCAAAAAAAAAAUAACAUUUUUUCAUGGUCACAAAUUUGGAAUUUUUCAUGAAGAAAAAAAAAUUAUCAAUUCUACGUGAAAGUAGAAGAGAAAGAUAAUAGAGAUUGAAAAGAUGGUAAAGAGAAGAAAUAAAAGAAUCAUUUCUUAACAUCGAUACAAAGUUGCAAGAAGAAAAAAAGGACAACUUAUUUGCUCAUGAAAGAAAUGUAUUUUUUCUUCAGUGAAGAAAGAUUAAUAAUAGAUUAAUUACUAGGUAAUUUAUUAAUCAUUGUAAAAAGAA